Molecule: messenger RNA, 2089 nt
Organism: Eurytemora carolleeae
Lineage: Eukaryota; Metazoa; Arthropoda; Copepoda; Calanoida; Temoridae
Product: lethal(3)malignant brain tumor-like protein 3
Exons: 17
Coding region: 1-1857 (618 amino acids)
Biological process (GO): regulation of DNA-templated transcription
Cellular component (GO): nucleus
Molecular function (GO): zinc ion binding; protein binding
Source: RefSeq, a predicted model, not a curated record
AUGUAUAGGACGGAUUCAUGUAUUGUGGAUACAGAUAUAGGACGGAUACAGGUACAGAACGGAUACAGAUAUUAUCUUAAAUUUUUGCUCAGGCUUCGACUCCACUUUGACGGAUACAGUGAUAGCCAUGAUUUCUGGGAGAAUGCUGAUAGUGAAAACCUGUUCCCGGCAACAUGGUGUUCAAGGAACAAUCAGAAACUCACUCCUCCGAAAGGAUAUGGGAAGACUGUAUUCUGCUGGGACACUUAUCUCAGAAUAACGAAGAGUAUUGCUGCGCCAGAAGAGCUGUUCUUUGGUCGUUCAAGAGCAGCUGUAGGAGCAGAUUCAGCUGUUCAUGGUUGGAAGAUCGGGAUGAAGCUUGAAGCUUGUGAUAGGCAGAAUAAAUCACUGGUCUGUGUGGCAACUGUUGGGAACGUUAUGGAGGGUCGUAUUCUUCUACAUUUUGAUGGUUGGGAGAUAGAUUACGAUUACUGGACUAAACCUAGCAGUAUGAAUGUCAAGCCUGUUGGUUGGUGUGCAGCUAACAGAAAACAACUUAAUCCACCUAAGGGCAAUCAUCCGUCAGCAUUUUCUUGGCCCGAAUAUCUAAAUUUAACAAAAUCUAAACCGGUUCCAGCAUGGGCAUUCAGGAGUCCAGGAUCAUCGAGAGAUGAAACAGAUUUCCAGGAGGGUUUCCGGUUAGAAGCCGUCGAUAUAUAUAAUCCUAAGAUACUCAGGGUAUCCAGUAUAGCAGCAGUAGAGGGUCGUCAGUUUGAGGUACACUAUGACGGGUGGCCGGACGAAAUGAACCACUGGGUUGACGAUGAUAGUACAGAUAUCCAUCCUUGUGGCUGGGCGGCCAAAACAGGACAUCCCUUGAUGCCUCCUCUCACUCCACAGGAAGUUAAACACUGGCGGGAGAGAGGAAGUUGUGAGACUCCAGGUUGCCGCGGGAUUGGUCAUAUCAAGGGUUCCCGGUACACAGGUCAUCACAGCGUCUCUGCGUGUCCUUACUCACCCCAAAACCUGGAGAUAAAUAGUCAUGUCUCCGAUAGAUUACAGGGAGCUGACAGAGAACGCAGUGAAGAAUAUAGACUUCAGUUGAUAAAGGGAGAGAGCGGAGAAGCACUAGGACGAGGAAACAGAAGAAGGAAGAAGAGAAAGUUCUUUGACGAGGAUAAUCCUGAGGGAGAACCAGAGGAGAAGAGGUCAGAUGAAGAGGGGAGAAGUGUCUCAAGGUUGAGUGAUGGAAGUAACUCUCCCGUUGAUACAAUUCGUGUGGACGUUGCUGGUUCAAUAACUCGGAGAGCUAAACGAAGUACAUCUACAGAGAAUAGUCAACACAGUUCAAGAUCUUCAGAUGAAUUCAAGGAUGAAUUGGAUAUAAAGGAGGAACCCCUGGACCCACUUCAAGAGGACACGAACCUCCUGCCGACCAAGAAGGAGUUGAUAUCUGUUGGGAUUCAGACCGAAGAGCAACCUUCUCCUUCCCCUCCUCCUUUCUAUGAGGAGUGGAGUGAAGGGGUGAGAAGAAGUGUCUGGCAACCAGGAUACCUUCCACAACCAGAACCAACAGGAACUCUGGCUGCUAACUGGUCUGAACAUAGUAAGAUACUGCUAGGGGGUAGAACAGAGAACAGUAAACUAACUUAUAACAAGGCAAAACAUUGGAAUAUAAAUCAGGUGGUUGAGUUCCUGAAUUGUAUACCAAACCUGGAUUAUGAAGAGCUAGAGGAGUCAGUAAGGGAGCAGGAACUAGAUGGAGAAUCAUUACUUAUGCUUACGCAGAAUGAUAUAACCCAAUUACUGGGGAUAAAACUGGGACCUGCAAUCAAGAUCUACAAUGCAAUCAUGGCUGUGAGAAUGCGUAGAGAAUAAAACAAGAAUUCAGGAUAAAUAUGAAUUAAUCAAAAUUAAUAAUGCAUUUGACUAGCAGCAUGAUUUUAGUUUUCUGCUUAAUCUUUCAACCUUUUAGUUUUAUUUUAAACAUGUUUUCCUUUGGUUUUUUAUUAUUUAAAUUUAUCAAUAUUUGUCUAGUUUUAGUAAAUAGUAUAUGCAGUUUGAUACUAAAUUGUAGAACCUUGUUCUAAAUAAAUUUGCGAUUAUUUAA